Molecule: messenger RNA, 135 nt
Organism: Entrophospora sp. SA101
Lineage: Eukaryota; Fungi; Glomeromycota; Glomeromycetes; Entrophosporales; Entrophosporaceae
Source: the annotation of a GenBank genome assembly
AUGUUCUUAUUAGAUAGUGAACAUCAAGCAGGCAAAAGUGUUGAAAGUGAUAAAAGCAAUCAAGAAGAGCCAGUAAAAAUUUGUUCAGCCGGUAAAGAAUGCGGUGCUGAUUUUGCUGAUAAUGACUCUACUUGA